Messenger RNA from Plasmopara halstedii, 2073 nucleotides. Its product is annotated as Trypsin-like cysteine/serine peptidase domain. The transcript has a single exon. Lineage: Eukaryota; Oomycota; Peronosporomycetes; Peronosporales; Peronosporaceae. The coding region runs from base 1 to 2073 and encodes 690 amino acids. The record is from RefSeq and is a predicted model, not a curated record.
AUGGACGCCAUAAUGAGCACUUCGAAUCAAUUCUUUUCCAAUUUAUUAACUCAUCACCAACUAGAUGUCGAGACUUCACGUGAUCAUUAUCAGCAACGAUAUCGAAUUCACGCUCUAGGAUUCGUUGUGGUCAUCAUGAUAAUGGCAUAUUACACAUACCCACUCAGCUCUAAAAGCCUACGUAAUACAUUCAUUUCUCACAAUACGACACAUGAUAUUUUAGAUCUGAACAAGGACUCGAAUUUUUCCGAAACAGCUUUUGUGUCUAUUGGAAUGGGCUGUCCAGAUUUUCAAACUGCUUAUAACAGUGCAGAAUCAGGAAGUUCUUUGCCAUUUCGGUCUUUCACUUUGUUCAAAGGCAGUGAGUAUGCUUUGGUGGAGCUUCACUUUACUAAACUCUGGUUGCCGAGUGCUGUCUCCGUUGUGCUUCGUGGUAUUGAAGGUUAUGAUAUCGAAGACCAUGUGCUCAAUCUUUCUUUAAUCUAUCCCAGUGGACCGAAUUACGAUCACGUGACCUCCCCACCAAUGUUCACAAAAGAGCUGCGAAUUGAGUUUUACCGCGAAAAUAAUAGCUUACACUCAAAAGAAAUAAACAAGUCUUUUGUCGACACGUUCAAACGGGAUUCGAAGUGUUUUGGAUUUGCAUUGGAUUUAUACGACUAUGUUUUGGACGAAAACAAUGAUCCGAUUAUCGCGACGGGCGCGUCAAUCUGCGCCACAGAUAAUACGGUCAACGCGAUAUGUUGUUACGCUGACAACACGACUCGAACUGCAUAUUUGGCUUCUCGGUCAGUGGCUCGUUUAAAGAUCUCAAAAGGAUUAAAUGAGUGGGCAUAUUGUACGGGCUGGAUGCUUGGGAAUAUGGGCCACAUUUUGACAAAUAAUCAUUGUGUGUCGACGAUAAUUGAAGCCAGCAGCACCAGUGUUGAGUUUAUGGUGGAGGAUCCGUUUUGUAGGGAUGACUUUGGCGAAUGUCCAGGUGACGUUAUUGCUUUGUCAACAGAACUUGUUCUUACGAGUGUAAAUUUAGAUUAUGCACUGCUCAAGAUUCCAAUAGAUGGAGCUAAAUGGGCACAGAAAUAUGGUUAUCUGCGACUUAAGACGCGAGCUGGAGUCGUAGGGGAACUUCUAUACAUUCCUCAGUAUCCUAAGGGUAGAAACAAACGUAUUGCCAUUGAAGAUGAUUAUGCAAAUAAAGUGGCUUUACUUAGCUUAAACGCUAGUGCAUGUGGCAUUGAAGGAUAUUCGUACAGUGGUGAUACCCAGACGGGAUCAUCUGGAUCACCUGUGAUUUCCCUAUCGGAUCACGGAGUGGUGGCACUUCACCAUUGUGGAAAAUUGUGUGCCAAUUCUGGCAUUCCAGCCACAGCUAUUGUCACUGAUUUAUAUUUGAAUGGUUUGGAUGUAGCAGACUUCGAUAUGAUCGACGAUGAAUCGACUUAUGGAGCUAACGCCGCACGAUUUGCAGAGUAUACACCAUCGAUUCCUGAGUUCGUGCAGCCAAAAAGCAUACGUUUGACCCUCGACGGUGCCAUCACCAUAGCAUCGGGGUCUGCAACGAUUGAUAUGGUCAAUUUUACACUAUUGAAAGACGCAGACAUUUCGUUUGCCGUAAUUUCCGUCGAGAUCGCUGACAAUGGAACAUUCAUUGACCUGAAUCACGACUGUCGUGCGACAUACUUGGAUUCGGUUCUUUAUCUGUUCUUCGAAAAUAGCUCCGUACCCAUAUUCUUCCUUGACGACUGUAACCUCAAUGAACACAUUGAAGGAGGGUCAGUCAGCUUUCGUGAUCCACACAAGCAGAUAUACCUCAAAAUGGGUUCGUAUGCGCUCGUAAUUGCAGCAACCGGAUCAAACCCUGAAGAUGUCUUUGCGAGAAAACAAAUAUUUAAUGAUAGUCUCGAAAUUUACUCCUGUCGUUCUCGGAGUUCGUAUGGUUCCUAUCGCCUUCAGAUAUCUAGCACUGUUGGUGACAAUCCUUUUAAGUUUACAAGUAUACCACCGACGGUCACAAUCAAUCCUAAGGAGUGUCAAAAAUCAGCUAAAGAGAUUUGUUUUGAUGUUGAAGACUAA